AUGGCUGCCCAUGAGUUGGUCUGCAGUGGAGUGCGCAGGAGGGUGGGAAAUGGUGGAACAACUUUAAUUUGGGGUCACCCAUGGCUCCCUGAUGAAUCAGUUCCAAUGAUACAGACUGCUAUGCCCCAAGCUCUCGAGGGUUCUUUGGUUUCGGGUUUGAUUGACCCGACAUCUGGUACAUGGGAUCAUUCGAUUGUUCAAGACAUAUUUGAUCAGUGUGACGUAGAUCGUAUUUUGAGGGUACCAGUUGCAAUUGAGUAUGAGGAUUUGUGGUUUUGGUUAGGGGACCCCAGGGGCAUCUAUACUGUUAAAGAUGGCUACAAACGACUUGUUGGAGAAUUUGUGCAUACCCCGGGCACUUUUGAUAAAUGGCUACAUCUCUGGAAAAUCAAAUGCCCUGCGAAAUGGAAAGUUUUUGUUUGGAGAGCACUCUCUAAUGUUCUUCCUACUACAACUAACUUGAUCUUAAAAAGAGUAGAUAUUGAUCCAGCAUGCCCUAUGUGUGGUACCUUGCAUGAAAACACAAUGCACUCACUUCUAUUGUGUGAAUUUUCUACACUAGUAUGGCAUGAAUCUUCCUUGCAUGUUCCUAGUGUGGGAGGGGAUGAUUUUUGUGAGUGGUUUGAUAAUGCAUUAGGCAUGUUAACAGAGGAUGAUCUUCUUAUUGUUGUAGCCCUACUGUACUACCUGUGGAGGGCAAGGAAUACGACAUUAUGGGAAGGCUCAUUACCGCACCCCAAGGCCGUAUGGCGUUCGGCACGAGUCGCGGUCCAGGCGUGGCGGCAGGUGCACCCAGCAGCGGACGAGCAGCCCUCGGCCCAGGCUGUGACGAGCCUCCCAGUGCACAAUGCAGAGCUGCUUUGCUAUGUCGACGCGGGCUUCCAUCAGCAGACAAAGGCGGCCACGGUCGUUGCGGUGUUAAUGCAACAUGGCAGCUUCGUUGCAGCUUUCAACAGCAGGCUCUCGAACUGUUAUUCACCACUUAUGGCGGAAUCGUUAGCCUGUAAAGAAGCCUUGUCAUGGCUCAAGGAUCGGGGAGUAUCCUCGGUGCAUAUCUUCACAGAUUGUUCCACUCUCAGGAGUUUGUUAACGGCAACUACUAUCAGCCUUUUCUCGUAUGUUAGUUUUUCAAUUGAUGCUUCUAGGUCUAUUAUGGCUUCCUUUAUUCGCUGUUCAGUUAGUUUAAUUCCAAUGUCUGCUAAUAGGGGGGCUCACGCUCUUGCGGCGGUAGCUUUCUCGCAAUCUUCUGCUUUGUAUUGGGAUUCUAUCCCCCCUAACUCUAUUUCUGAGUUGAUUUAA
This is a messenger RNA of Ipomoea triloba (trilobed morning glory), 1299 nucleotides long. RefSeq lists its product as uncharacterized. The coding region runs from base 1 to 1299 and encodes 432 amino acids. The transcript has a single exon. Lineage: Eukaryota; Viridiplantae; Streptophyta; Magnoliopsida; Solanales; Convolvulaceae. Gene Ontology annotation, molecular function: nucleic acid binding; RNA-DNA hybrid ribonuclease activity. The record is from RefSeq and is a predicted model, not a curated record.